Chelonus insularis is the source of this 1489-nucleotide messenger RNA. RefSeq names its product deubiquitinase OTUD6B. The record is from RefSeq and is a predicted model, not a curated record. NCBI's taxonomy places the organism in Eukaryota, Metazoa, Arthropoda, Insecta, Hymenoptera, Braconidae. Gene Ontology annotation, biological process: protein deubiquitination. Bases 166 to 1056 code for a protein of 296 amino acids. Gene Ontology annotation, molecular function: cysteine-type deubiquitinase activity. The transcript has 2 exons.
UGAGAAUAAGUUUGUUCUCUACACUAUUCAAUUUCUUGAGGCAUGCUUUUUUUAAUAAAAAAAUAUUGAAUGGUCCAGUGCUGUAUCUAUGCGAUUACAUCUUCUUUAUUUUUAAGAAGAAAAUAAACUCCGAAAUUGUCAAUUAUUAUUUAAGUGUUUGAUAACAUGGCUGAAGAUGAUGAGAAUACUGAAGAAUUCUUACUACAAAAACACAAAAAAGAACGUAAAGAAUUGCAAGGUCGCAUUCAGGUUCUGAAAAAGUCUAUAUGCAAAGGAGAUAAAAAGAAAAAGAAAGAAAUUUCUGAAGAAAUAUCACGUUUAGAAUCAGAACUUGAUCAACAACAAGAAGAAGAAUUAACGAAUUUUAAAUUAUCACAGCUAACAGUUACCGGUUUGCCUACUGAGACUGUCAUACUGCCAGAGAAUGAUGACAACGAUGAAUCAAGCAAGACUAUUUCUGCACAAAGAGUAUCUAAAGCACAAAAACGACGAGAUAAAAAAGCUAAUGCUGAGAAAGAAAGAAAUCGACAAAUAAUCGAACAGGAAGCAUUGAAUGUUUUCGGAAAACGUAAUGUAGAAACUCAAACAAUUAAAAAGAUCCUUGAAGGACGUGAUUUGAUGAUUUAUGAAAUUCCUAGCGAUGGACACUGUCUUUACAAUGCUAUUGCUCAUCAGUUGAAAACUAAUGGUGAAAUUCCCCUUAGUCUACAAGAUCUCAGAGAAAAAACUGCUAUGUAUUUGCGAGAAAAUAUGAAUGAUUUCCUGCCAUUUUUAUCUAACUCAGAUUCAGAAGAAAUUUUUUCUCCUGAACAAUAUGAAAAAUAUUGUGAUGACGUUGCUUCAACAAGUGCUUGGGGUGGCGCUGUAGAACUUGAAGUUCUUUCACGCGUUCUUCGGUGUCCGAUUGAAGUUAUUCAAGCUACAGGAACACCUUAUAUCAUAGGACCUGAAUAUACUGAUCACAAAAAAGUCAUUUUAACAUACCACCGACAUAUGUAUGAAUUAGGAGCUCACUAUAACUCUGUAACAAAAUUUGUCAAGGAAGAAGAUAGUUGAUAAUUUGUAUAGUAAUAUUGUGCUAAUUAUUAUUGAUGGUAACAUGAAUUACCUUUUGUUCACUGUCAAACGCACUACUGCCAAAAUCACAAACGAAACAGUGAAAAAUCUCUGUACGUUAUGAUUAUUUAUUUACAAGUGAUAUCACAGUUUAAAUUGAUCUCAACUGAACAUAUCAACAAAUUUAGCAUCACAUUUAUUUUCUAAAUCACAAUCAUUUCUUUAUAAUCAUUUUUACGUUAACUUUGACAAUAUACAAACUGCCACAAAAAUAUUCGAGUGAUUCCGAAAAUAUUUUGAUAGUCUAGAUUUGUUGAUCAAUUUUAAUUCAACGAAACUUUAUGAAUGAUAUUUGUGUAUUUAAAUUUAAACUACUUUGGAAAGAAUUAAAUUUUUUGAAUAUAUUCUAUAGCUAUCAAUGUGCGUAUAAUAA